Phoenix dactylifera (date palm) is the source of this 2821-nucleotide messenger RNA. The record is from RefSeq and is a predicted model, not a curated record. NCBI's taxonomy places the organism in Eukaryota, Viridiplantae, Streptophyta, Magnoliopsida, Arecales, Arecaceae.
CUCCUUCUUCUUCUUCUCCUGCUCCUUCUUCUUCUGCUUCAACUUCUUUUCCUUCUCCUUCUUCCUCUCCCUCUCGUUCUCUUCUUCUUCUGCUGCUACACACCACACGUAUAACAUUUUUGCGUGAACUACAUGUAGUAGUUACCUGAUUACCGUUUUUAUAUUAUUCCUCCAGAUCACUUUUGGUUCUUGACUUGCAGCAAUGUGACCCAAGCUAGGGACCCAACAGCUCGGUGAAUAGUAUUCCCCACUCCCCGCGUUCGACUUCUUGGCUUGUAGCAAUGUGACCCAAAGCACCCAACUACUUGGUGAAUAGUAUUCCCUUGUUUGCUUUUUUUUUUUGCUCUUCCUUAUAUACACAUAGCACAGACGCUUCCCUUUAAUCUAUGUGACGCCACAACACCACCAUGGCACUUCUGUCGUCCUUCCACUAUGUGUGGAUGGCAAUAGCCAUACUUACCUCACAGAUGAUACCAAUAUCAGCUGAAGUUGCCACCUAUAUUGUUCACAUGGACUUAUCAGCCAUGCCGAGAGCCUUCUCAGGCCACCGCAGCUGGUAUACCUCCGUCGUCUCUGCCGCCGCCACCUCCGACUCGAUCUCUGCAGCCUCCAACCUCAUCUACAUCUAUGACAAUGCUAUUCAUGGAUUCAGCGCUCGACUCUCGCCAUUGCAGCUCCAACAGCUCAAGAGAUCACAUGGCUUCUUGUCGUGCUACCGCGACAUGCCGGUGACGGUCGACACCACCCACACCCCCGAAUUCCUCCACCUUAGUUCAGCUUCUGGUCUGUGGCCGGCCUCCAACUAUGGCGAGGACGUCAUAAUUGGGGUGGUCGACUCCGGGAUAUGGCCCGAGAGCGAGAGCUUCAGCGACUACGGCAUGACCGACGUGCCUGCCAGAUGGAAGGGUGUCUGCGAGCAAGGUACUACUUUCAGCUCCUCGGCAUGCAACCGGAAGCUCAUCGGAGCUCGAAGCUUCAACAAGGGCUUGCUCGCUGCAAACCCAAACCUCACCAUUGCGGUCAAUUCCCCGCGCGACACCGACGGUCACGGCACGCACACCUCCUCCACCGCCGCCGGAAAUUAUGUCCCCGACGCGUCCUUCUUCGGGUACGCACCCGGCACGGCCCGGGGGAUGGCGCCCCGUGCGCGGUUGGCCAUGUACAAGGCUCUUUGGGACGAAGGAGUCGCUACGUCCGACAUCAUUGCCGCAAUCGACCAAGCUAUAUCUGAUGGCGUGGAUGUCAUCUCCCUAUCUCUGGGCCUUGACUUCAUCCCCCUCUACAAGGAUCCCAUUGCCAUAGCCUCCUUCGCCGCCAUGGAGAAGGGGAUAUUUGUCGCGACCUCGGCGGGCAACAGGGGCCCAGACUUGCGGGUCCUGCACAACGGGACCCCCUGGGUCACCACCAUCGGCGCCGCCACCGUCGAUCGGGACUUCGCCGGCAUCGUCGAUCUCGGAGAUGGCAGCUCCAUCAUCGGGCAAUCACUGUACCCUGGAAGGCCACCUUCCACCAGGCAUCAUGCAUUGCCCUUGGUGUUCAUGGGGUCUUGUGGCAACGAAACCUUGCUGAAGAAUGCGCGUCACAAGAUGGUAGUAUGUGAUGCCAAGGAUCUCGACCUUGCCACCUUCCAAGUUGAGUCUGCUAAAGUGGAUGCUGCCCUCUUCAUAUCUGCAUCCUUGUUGAAGGACUAUUACGUGCAAUUCUCAUUCCCCGGGGCUAUCAUCAGGCCUCAAGAUGGCAAGACCAUCUUGAAGUACAUAAAUAAAAGCGCAGACCCGAGAGCCAUGUUGAGAUUCCGGAAGACCAUCCUGGGCAUAAAGCCUGCCCCCAUGGCGGCUUUCUACACCUCCAGAGGGCCCUCGGCGAGCUGCCCAACCGUGCUGAAGCCAGACAUUGUGGCUCCUGGCUCCCUCAUCCUAGCAUCUUGGGCGCAGAAUUCAUCGGUAGGGUUCGUCAGGUCUCAUGAAUUGUAUAGCCCAUUCAACAUCAUAUCAGGAACAUCCAUGGCCUGCCCUCAUGCAGCUGGCAUAGCUGCAAUGAUCAAGGGUGUAAGGUCGGAAUGGAGCCCUGCGGCGAUUCGAUCUGCACUGGUGACCACCGCAAACAAUUUGGGCAACACCAUGAUGCCAAUUAGAGACAUGGGAUAUGCCGAUCGGCCGGUGGCGACUCCGCUGGCUAUCGGGUCCGGUCAGAUUGAGCCCAACAGGGCACUCGAUCCUGGUCUUAUCUAUGAUGCAAGCACCGACGACUACGUGAGACUCUUAUGUGCCAUGAAGUAUACCAGCAAGCAGAUAAAGAUGAUCACCAAGACCUAUUCAUUCGAUUGCUCGAAUGCAUCUUUAGAUCUCAAUUAUCCAUCGUUCAUUGCAUUCUUCAAUCCUAACAAGACUGCUCCCAGUUAUAAAGUUGUCCAAGAGUUCCAAAGGACGGUGACAAAUGUGGGAGAUGCGGUGGUGACUUACAACGCCAAGGUGGUUGCUAUGAAGGGGAUUGCAAUCAGUGUCAUGCCCGAGAAGUUAGUUUUUCACGAGAAGUAUGAGAAGAAAAGCUUCGCUCUCAUUAUGGUGGGCCAGAUGGGGAAGAAAGCGGAUGAGGUGCUUCGUGGUUCAUUAAGCUGGGUGGAUGAUAAAGGGAAGUAUGUGGUGAGAAGUCCUAUAGUGGCAACUACCAUCAACUCAACCCGGUUGUAGUUUGUAAAGAUGAGUGCCAAUUACAAUGUCUCCUCUUCUUGUCUUUGCCUUCCUAUGGAAAUUGUUGCAAGUGAUUUACUAACCAAAAGUUUAAGUUGCAAGAAUAAAGAAAUUAAAUUCCCCAGCAGAAA